AUGGCCGACAGCGCCCCAAAAGUAGCAGCGCGAGAGUGUCGUGAGGCUCUCGCUGCAGUCAACGAAAAGGCUGAAGCUCUGGCAAACCAAAUCAGAAAAAGCACACACUUAAUCGUCUUCACCGGUGCUGGCGUGUCGACUUCUGCUGGAAUCCCUGACUUUCGCGGCCCCAAUGGAAACUGGACACUGAGAGCCCAAGGCAAACCGCGCACAAAGGCUGACAAUACGCUACAGGCUAUACCCACGGCAUCGCACAUGGCGCUUGUGGAAUUGCAGAAUCGGGGGAUUCUGAAGUAUCUCGUCAGUCAGAACUGCGACGGACUUCAUAGACGGAGUGGUAUUUUGCCUGAGAAAAUAUCAGAACUCCACGGGAAUAGCAACAGAGAGGCUUGCAAGGACUGCGGCAAGGAAUAUAUCCGAGAUUUUCGCGCCGUGGGAAAUUACGAAAACGGGGACCAUGACCAUCGAACAAGCCGCAAAUGCGGCUGUUGCGGCGGCGAGUUGCACGACAGCAUCAUAAACUUUGGCGAGAAUUUACCCGUUCGAGCCCAUAAACUGGCUCGUCAAAAUGCCAAAAAGGCUGAUCUGUGCCUCGUUUUAGGGUCUUCACUGACUGUGACCCCUGCCAAUGAGAUCCCUGAAAUUGUUGGCCGCAAGAAAGGCGCUCAGCUUGCGAUAUGCAAUCUUCAAGAGACGCCCAUUGAUGAGCUGUCCAACUUUCGAAUCUUUACAGAAACAGACAUCCUAAUGACCAAGGUUAUGGAUAAUCUCGAUCUACCAAUCCCACAAUUUAUCCUACAGCGCCGUCUCAUGAUCAAAGUAGAAACCCAAGAUGAAGAUCGACACCGAGUAACCGCAACGGGGGUAGACACCGACAACACUCCGGUGAGCUUUUUACAAACAGUCAAACUCGAGGGUACUAGACGAAUAGCCAGAUCAGAACCGUUUGUGCUUAACGUUCGCGAGACUUUUCAACCGAACGCGCUAUUGAAGCUGGAGCUGGAAUUUAUGGGGCAUUACAGCGAGCCGAACCUCGAGCUGGCUCAUAAGUAUAACGGCGAAGAAGAGGUACUUGAAAGGGAAAAAGCUUUUAGCAUCACAUCUCUACCAGCAGAGCUGUGUCUGCUUAUUCUGAAGGAUCUCUCUUGUCCCCAGGACCUCUCCAGCCUGAUAUUGGCGUUUAAGGUCUGGUACAAGAUAUUCAAUUCCAACAAGGGCAGCAUAAAGUUCCAGAUACUACACAACAUUGCAACCCCUGAAGUGGAAGCCGAUUUCUGCUUGGCGGUUUAUGCGCAACACAUGGUAGACGUAUACCGCCCGCCAUUCAGUGGCAACGAUGCAAGCAUUAGAUUCCAGCUAGAAUGCCUGGGUUUUCUCGAAGAUGCAUUGGAAGGCAAACAACAAAGCCUUUUCGAACUUACUCAAGACUUUCACAUCGACAAGCUUUUGACCACCGCACAGUUCUUUCAUGCCUCCGUCUACUACUACGCUUCCAAGACUCUGAACCGUCUAAAUCAAGCCGAAAGACUAGGAGCUUCCUCGAAAGCAGUACCUUUGUCUUACUUGGAGCAACAGCGCAUCAUGAGGGCCUUUUGCAGACAUGAAAUCUAUGUCAGUCUGCUGCCAUGCUGGAUGUACGUGGACACGCCUGUGCGUGGUUUGCGAGCAUCACAAUCUGCAGAAACCUUUAUCGACCAGUUUAAGCCUUGGGAGAUUGAAGAAAUAGGCUGCGUGGACCAGUUUAUGCAGGAUACUGUCGGCGAGGUCUUUGAAAGACUAGAGGACUGUGUCGUUUCACUGCUUGAGCUAAAGCAAGAUUACCUUCUAGCUAAAGCAGACACCAAACUGCUUUCCCCUGAGGAAAUAGACGCGUCAUACUGGUCGAAGCAGUUCAAAAUAGGAGGUGUUCAGACUCUCCAAGGCAGUUAUGAGCGGGGAUGGCGCUGCCACUACUUUGCUUCGAGAGGGAUCCGCAAUGUAUUCGAAAUGGUCGUGGAUCCGCACUUGAGUAUGAUUCUAGCAUCCCCACAUCCAAACCAGUUGCCACCGCCUCUGUUUGGCACAAGGGAUCCCAUCAAAUUACCAAGAACAUGCAUCGAGCGCGACGGAAAGCCAGAGCUGAGAGAACAUACCAUUGGGUGGUCUUUGGCAUUUGGCGAUAGAACACCUGUUGUCAUGGCCAGAGUAAACAAGCAGCUUAGAAGUUAUGGGUAUGUCUUUUGGGACGACAAACGGGUUCUGGAGCAUGAAACCUUUCAAACACCUCGUGUGCUCCACACGAUCGAUUUGUGCACUGAGAAAGGAUUUUCUAGGACCCAUAGUACAGUCUCUACUGCGCUUGAAGAGAAGAUGAAAAAUGUCAAGUUGCCUCCUCUGGUUGUGGCCGAGGUUUUGGAGAACCUGAGGAUCAACGCGAAACUCGAAGUCGGAAUUCGCGCCAGUAGGGUCAAUCUUAUUUCUGUCCUUGGCUUUGUUCCAACCAAUUGA
Messenger RNA from Talaromyces rugulosus, 2487 nucleotides. RefSeq lists its product as uncharacterized. The coding region runs from base 1 to 2487 and encodes 828 amino acids. The transcript is spliced from 6 exons. Gene Ontology annotation, molecular function: NAD+ binding. NCBI's taxonomy places the organism in Eukaryota, Fungi, Ascomycota, Eurotiomycetes, Eurotiales, Trichocomaceae. The record is from RefSeq and is a predicted model, not a curated record.